AUUUCUGGUGUUUGUUUACAAAUUAACCACUUCCGCCCUACUUUCGCAUUGUCUGCCGUCACCAACUGGCUGCAAAAAUGAAACUUUAGCACAGCAAAGAUGACACAGUGUUAAAUAAUAACUUAGUGUGUGAAGUAAUAUUUCUGGCAGUGGAAUUUUUUUUUUAUGUUUCGUAUUCGUAAUGUGAAUGUACGUAGCAUUAGCACGUUAGCAUCCAUCCACGUAAAAUACGAUGCCUCUCGCACCGGCUAAUCAGUCCCAGCUAAUACGUGCUUGUCAGAAGGAUGAAUAUUAUCAAACUUUACUGCGAAACAACACAAAUGAAGCCUUUCAGACGCUUGCAGGAUCAAAACGAUGGCUGGACUGGAGGAAAGAAGUUGAGCUGCUUUCAGACGUUGCCUAUUUUGGUUUAACAACUCUCACAGGCUACCAAACCCUGGGUGAGGAGUACGUCAACAUCAUCCAAGUUGAUCCCAGUCUAAGACGGGUCCCCACCCCAGCCCGGCGAGGAGUCUUCGUCUUCUGUCAUUCAUUCCUGCCCUACCUCCUGGACAAGGUCUUGGUCUGUUUGGAGAACGAGCUAGAAGGCGUAGAGGGGCCCGGCUGGGGGACCAGACGGCGGCAGGUAGCAUCUGGACGGUGGAGCUUGGAGCUUUGGCUGAGGAGAUUCGCGCAGAGGGCUGUGGGACUGCUGUCAGAGCCUCAGAGGAGAAAGUGUUUGCCGGCCGUGUUUGUCCUCCAGCAGACACUGAGCCUCUUGCACAGAUGCCACCUUGCCCUCUUUUACCUCAGCGGCCUUUUCUAUUACCUGUCCAAAAGGACUGCUGGAAUCCGCCACCUGCGUGUCUCGGGGUUGAGGGGCAAUGAUAGGACCAUCAGGACCAGCUACAGGCUCCUGGGAGCUAUCUCCCUCUUCCAUCUGCUCCUGACGUUGUGCUUGCAGCUCAAAAACUUAAGACUGAGACAAAGCGUCAGACAGGAGUGGAAGAUCUACAGACACCUGACUGACAAUCCACCGCAAACCCAGAAGUCAAAGUCCAAGGCCUCUCACUGCAUCCUCUGUCUGGAGGAGCGCAAACACCCGACCUCUACCCCUUGCGGACAUCUUUUCUGCUGGGAAUGCAUCACAGAGUGGUGCGACACCAAGGCUGAGUGCCCGCUGUGCCGUGAGAAGUUCCAGCCUCACAAGCUAUUAUACUUGAGGAACUACAACUAGAGGUCGACGCACGACGCCAUGCUGGUCAACUGUCAUUUAUUCCAAUAUACCUGAAGACAUGACUAACAUGUUGUCUCUGCCAACCUAUGUACUGUAUGUCACUCUGCCAUAGGACAAUGAUGUGCUUUUGUAAAAUAAACAUGUUUGAUUGUAA
Nerophis ophidion (straightnose pipefish) is the source of this 1370-nucleotide messenger RNA. RefSeq names its product peroxisomal biogenesis factor 10 (gene pex10). Gene Ontology annotation, cellular component: peroxisomal membrane. The coding region runs from base 233 to 1216 and encodes 327 amino acids. The record is from RefSeq and is a predicted model, not a curated record. Gene Ontology annotation, molecular function: zinc ion binding. Gene Ontology annotation, biological process: protein import into peroxisome matrix. Lineage: Eukaryota; Metazoa; Chordata; Actinopteri; Syngnathiformes; Syngnathidae. The transcript has 6 exons.